Messenger RNA from Sphaeramia orbicularis (orbiculate cardinalfish), 1449 nucleotides. It is a transcript of the gene cdkn2, whose product is annotated as cyclin-dependent kinase inhibitor 2A/B (p15, inhibits CDK4). The transcript is spliced from 2 exons. NCBI's taxonomy places the organism in Eukaryota, Metazoa, Chordata, Actinopteri, Kurtiformes, Apogonidae. Gene Ontology annotation, biological process: negative regulation of cell population proliferation; regulation of cyclin-dependent protein serine/threonine kinase activity; regulation of G1/S transition of mitotic cell cycle. The coding region runs from base 278 to 652 and encodes 124 amino acids. The record is from RefSeq and is a predicted model, not a curated record. Gene Ontology annotation, molecular function: protein kinase binding; cyclin-dependent protein serine/threonine kinase inhibitor activity. Gene Ontology annotation, cellular component: cytoplasm; nucleus.
CCAGACAUACACACAUCACAGACCGGCGGACGGACAUGCACGGAUCGGCUAUCCCUGACACACAACCGGAGCCCCGGACACAACAACGAGCCGGGGACCGCUGAACACACCCACACACACACAUAUACACAUAUACACACACAUAUACACACACACCGACGACCGACCGUGGACAUCUACCGCGCGCUCCAUGGCGUGUUUCUGAGCCGAGUUUUGUUCCUCACGUAGGCAUCUUCAGCUGGAUACCUGUCACGGCGAUUUAUCAUUUUAGGACACCAUGCCUCUGGAGGAUGACCUAACCACGGCGGCAGCCAACGGGGACACGGCACGCGUGGAGUCUCUGCUCCAGACCGGGGCGCAGGUUAACGGGCUGAACCGCUUCGGACGGACCGCUGUGCAGGUGAUGAUGAUGGGGAGUUCAUCGGUGGCUCAGGUGUUACUGAAGCACGGAGCGGAUCCCAACGUGGCGGACCCACGCACCGGGUCCACACCGCUGCACGACGCGGCCAGGACGGGCUUCUUGGACACGGUGCGUCUGCUGGUGGAGUACACGGCCGACCCGGAGGCCACGGACAAUACAAACUGUCGGCCUGUGGAUGUGGCCAAAGACAAUGGUCACGCAGAUGUGGUGGCUUUUCUGGAGUCUCUGUGAAAUACACUGUCAGUGAUUUUUUUUUUUUUUUUUUUCUCCCAUGCUGCUUGUGUUGAGUUGGAACUAUGCUGAAUGGGGCCUGACGGGGCCUGCAGCAUACAUGCGUUAAGUAGGUUAUUUUUCCCAUUUGUAUGGUUAUUUAUUUGUCUGGUUUUGCUGAAUUGCUAUCAUAAUUAUUUGAAAAAAAUCAAGAAUGAAAAUAUGCCUAUGACAGAUUAGAUGAUUUACCUUAAAUGUUAUUAGAUCGACAUAUCACUGUUUGUUUUUGGUUAGAAAAAGUUUUUUUUUAUUUUUGUGCCUAAAAUAUUCCUUUGGGAUAUUUUACUUGCUCUUUGGUAUUUUUCUAUAUCUGCUUGAGGCUGUUUAAGGUAGGAUAAUGCAGCUCUUUUUUUUUUUUUUUUUGCCAUAACCUGAAACUGCCAAUUUUUUAAUGUAAUAAUUUCUUUAAACCAAAAUAACUCAAAAGUCGUUCAAGUAUGUUUCUUAUGAAUGCACUAUUCCAGAAGCAUAAGGGGCUACAUUUCCUGUCUAUAAGUGAUAUUCAGAUUUGGGAUAGAUUUUGCACUUUAAUAUAUAUAGAUUAAUUUUAAUUCUGAAGUUUGGAACCAAAGUAAAAGCAAUAAAUUUAAGUAAGUGUCUGGUACAUGAGAAUAAAAAAAAAUGAUAAGCCGAAAUGUAUUUGAAGUGUGGAUUCAGUUGGAUGUUGGAGAAUAUCAAACCGUGCAUUUUUGCGGAACUUUUUGUUGAAUCCUACUGUUUUUGUUUUUUUUUCCCCUGACGGAUAAAGGACAAAUAUU